AUGGCCUACACUUUGGGCUCAGCCAUUGAGGGCCAGACACGUGGUGUAGGACCUCAGCACUGCAUCACACGGGUGGAGCUUUCUGUUACUGCUGCCAACCUUCUGGAUCGCGAUGUAGCCUCCAAGUCUGACCCGUUCUGUGUUCUCUUCCAUGAAGUGGAUGGGAACUGGGUGGAGCUUGGCCGGACUGAAACAGCUGUUAAUAAUUUAAACCCAGUUUUUGGAGUGAAGUUCCAGGUGGACUACCACUUUGAGGAGAUCCAGAAGCUUCGCUUUGCCAUGUUUGAUGAAGACAAGUGUGCCACACAGCUCUAUGAACAUGAUUUCUUGGGAGAAUAUGUUUGCACUCUUGGAGUUAUUGUGUCCAAUAAGAAACUUCACCGGCCGUUGAUCUUAGCUAACGGGAAACCAGCUGGCAAAGGAUCCAUCACUAUUACAGCCCAGGAGCUGUCUGACAACAGAAUCAUCACUUUGACCCUUAGCGGGCGUAAACUGGACAAGAAGGACUUCUUUGGGAAGUCAGACCCUUAUCUGGAAUUUCACAAACAGGGGGAAGAUGACAAAUGGAUGCUGGUGCACAGGACAGAGGUCAUAAAGAACACUUUAGACCCCUCGUGGAAACAGUUUACUGUGCCUCUAGUUUCUCUCUGUAAUGGAGAUGUCGACAGAAACAUCAAGGUCUUGUGUUAUGACUAUGAUAAUGAUGGUGGCCAUGACUUCAUCGGAGAAUUCCAAACGACAGUGGCCAAGAUGAGUGAGGCGCAGAACUCAGUGGAGGUGGAAUUUGAGUGCAUCAACCCAAAGAAACAAAAGAAGAAGAAGAAUUAUAAAAAUUCUGGCGUUAUUAUCCUCAAAUCAUGUAAGAUUAUAAGGAACUACACUUUCCUGGAUUACAUACUUGGAGGAUGCCAACUCAUGUUUACUGUUGGUAUAGACUUCACAGCAUCCAACGGGAACCCUAGAGAGCCUUCUUCCCUCCAUUACAUUAACCCACUGGGAAGCAAUGAGUAUCUUGCUGCUAUCUUAGCUGUUGGACAAAUCAUACAGGACUAUGACACGGACAAAAUGUUUCCUGCUUUGGGAUUUGGAGCCCAACUCCCACCGGACUGGAAGGUGUCACAUGAAUUUGCAAUCAACUUUAACUCCACAAACCCUUUCUGUUCAGGUGUGGAGGGUAUUGCACAGGCUUACUCUGCUUGUCUUCCCCACAUCCGUUUUUACGGGCCAACAAACUUUGCUCCAAUUAUUAAUCACGUAGCCCGUUUUGCAGCCCAGGCCCUGCAACAAGAAAAGGCGGCGCAGUACUUCACUCUCCUCAUUAUAACAGACGGCGUCAUCAGUGACAUGGAUGAGACGCGUCAUUCCAUCGUUGAGGCAUCCAAGCUGCCCAUGUCCAUCAUCAUCAUCGGUGUGGGCAAUGCGGACUUUGCUGCCAUGGAGUUUUUAGAUGGAGACUCCAGUGUGUUGAGGUCCAACACAGGGGAGGAGGCUGUUCGAGACAUUGUGCAGUUUGUUCCCUUUAGAGAUUUUCGUAAUGCCCCUAAGGAGACCCUCGCCAAGUCCGUCCUGGCAGAGCUGCCUCAGCAGGUCACUCAGUACUUUAAACAGCGGAACCUUCCACCCACCGACCCAGCACCGGAGUGAGAUGAGUGAGAAAAUGACUGCUCACACCCUGUUAAAAAAAGCUCGUUAACAAGGGCCAGUGCACAUCGAAAGUGUGUGAAUUAAAUAUCGGCAAAUUCCUCGUAUCUGGAACAUUUCAGCAUUUUUUUUCUUUAAGAGAGAGAUUUGUAGAUAUUUAAAAUGAAUCCAUCAAAAGUGGUGGUUCUGUUUUACGUUUUCAAGACCAGUGAUAAAAACGUAUGUGAACCCCAGGUGAAACACUGCUCAAUUCCAAGGGAGGAAAAGUCUUAUUG
Molecule: messenger RNA, 1916 nt
Organism: Phyllopteryx taeniolatus (common seadragon)
Lineage: Eukaryota; Metazoa; Chordata; Actinopteri; Syngnathiformes; Syngnathidae
Gene: cpne2
Product: copine II
Exons: 15
Coding region: 1-1644 (547 amino acids)
Biological process (GO): cellular response to calcium ion
Cellular component (GO): plasma membrane
Molecular function (GO): calcium-dependent phospholipid binding
Source: RefSeq, a predicted model, not a curated record